This is a messenger RNA of Spirodela intermedia, 1342 nucleotides long. The record is from the annotation of a GenBank genome assembly. Lineage: Eukaryota; Viridiplantae; Streptophyta; Magnoliopsida; Alismatales; Araceae.
AUGGCGGCGGUGGGAGAAGACGGUUGCGUAUCUUGGGUGAGGCGGGCUGGGUUCUCUUCCCCGGUCUACCGCCGUCUCCACAAUUCCGGCAACCCCCCAGUCCCCUUCUCCGGCGAACCCAGUCACCGGCUCUGCCCCAGCCCCGCCGGCGGCGAUGGCGGCGUUAUGCAGGCCGGGCGGGAAGGAGAGGAUCGUCCCCACCGUCUGAAGGAGAAAGCGCGACCAUGGACGAGAUUCUUCAGUUACUUGAUGAGGAAGAGGAGGGUUCAUUCAGUAGAGAGCUUGGAAGAAAGAGAAGAAACAAGGGGACCCCCCAGGCUGUACGUGGGGUCUAGGGUUUCCGGCGGCUCUCUUGGCGGCUGCGACGAUUUCGGCGUCCUCUACCGCGGCAUUUACGGAGACCGACCCGUCGCAGUGAAGGUCAUUACGCUGCCGGCCGACGGCCUUCUCCGUGUAACCCUGAAGAUCCGGUUCAUCAGGGAAACCCACUUCCUAACUCGCCUGAACCAUCCCAACGUGAUCAAGGUAUACACCAUGAACAUCAUUCUAUGCAGAUGAAAAUAGCAGGUUUAUACAUGGAUGAAUGUCCUGACGGAUUCUGGUUGAUCCUCUGUGAAGAUGGUGGCGGCGGGGGAAAUCCUGCUGGAUUCCUGGUACAUCGCCACCGAGUAUUGCCACGCCGGCGGCUCCCUGAGAGACCUGCUCUGCCGGUCGUGGAACCGGCCUCUCGACCUGAGGAAGCUCAUCGCCAUCGCCCUGAACAUAGCUCGGGGGAUGGCGCACGUCCACGCAGAGGGGAUCGUCCACCGCAAUCUCACCCCAGAGAACAUCCUCGUCGUCGACGAAGAAUCGUCAUGCAUGACGAUAAUCGACGGGUUCGGAGGAGCGUGCGAAGAAGGACGGAGCGAGCCGGUGGAUAGGAGCAAGUGGAAUGCGCCGGAGAUGAUCAAGCGGGAACCCUACGACCGGAAGGUGGACGUGUACAGCUUCGGGCUCCUCUUGUGGGAGAUGCAGACGGGGAUGGUCCCUUUCAAGAGCAUGACCAUGGAUCAGGUGGUCUCUGACGUAGUCCUUCAGGUGCUCUCUCUCUCUCUCUCUCCCCACUUUCUCUCUCGUUCGUUCUUCUUCUUCUUCUUCUUCUUCCUCCAUGGUUUCUUGAGAGAGAUUCUGGUCGUCACAGGAAAUGAGGCCCGCCGUGCCGGCAAAAUGCGUGUCCGCCCUGGAAUGGCUGAUCGAGAAUUGCUGGGCGGCGUCGCCGGAGGAGAGACCACAGUUCUCCCAGAUUCAGAACAUCCUGGAGAGGCUGCAAGUCGCGGUGACCAUCGCAUACGAAGAAGGAUGA